UUCCAGGCCGUAUUGCUGUUGAGUUCUGACCUGGUGACGCUGUUCUCCAGAGGAAACCCAGUCCUUGAAAAAAUCAGUACUCUCAAUUAAUUCAGUCGCACAGUGUACGAUACCACGGAUAAAAGAAUUACUUCCAGAGGAAAUUGUGAAUUUAAUUGUAAGAGACUUGUGCUCUCCUCAUGUGCUGUCAUCCCUGAAGCCACAGGGCUGAUCUAUCUGAAUCACGACAUUGGCCCACCCAUUCCACCGAGACGAAGCUAAAAAUGCCAAUGGGAAAUCACGUGCCACUCCAGGAUAUGGGAGCUGGACGAGGUCAGGGUGGUGGAGGACCUCCACAGAAUUGCAUGAAGGUGUUCGUCCAGAGGGACUACACCGAGGGUACAAUGGUGAAAUUCCAAACGAGAUUUCCACCCGAGCUGUCUGACAGAUUGGACCCUGAGACAUUCGAGUACACGAUAAAUCAGCUGAACAAUUACUUCGCCGAGGCAGAGAGUGGCAGUUGCUCCACGUACUGCGAAGGAUGUCUAGCGUGUCUGACGGGUUAUUUAAUUUACAUAUGUACCGAGACUCACUAUGAAAAGUGUCUCCGUAAAGUAGCAAAGUUCAUCUGCGAACAGAAUGAUCGAGUAUACAGGCCACGUGGUUUACUUUUAACCGAUCCCACAACACGUGGCCUCAGACUUAUAGAGAUAUCAAUACUCGACAGGCCUCCAUCGUGACUGCAUGUUAGCCAAUCCGCGGAAUUCUUCAUGUGACUCCUGCGUCUCUGCAAUUUCCACAGAAAAAAAAAAUGUUUUAAAAAAACAAACACUAAAAUCAACUCCUCGUAACGCGCAAUAUCGUCUUCAUUACCUGGCAAGUGUGAUUCGUCGCGCGAUUACAUGAUUUAUUGUCCAAUGAAAGGAAGUGCCCCCUCUUGUCACGAAUUUUUUAUAAAUAUAAAACGGUCCCCAGGUUGCACUUCUUAGUCAGCCACGUGGGGUGCACAUUGCUCUUUAUUUUUGACGAUUUUUACUUCAUUAGAUGGAAAUAAGUAAGAUUAUUACUACGGUAGAGGGAUUCGCAGUUGUAAUACUAAAUUAAAUGAAGGAAAAUGCAUUUAUGGAGGAAAUCAAGUUCAAAACAUUCGGAGAUCUCAGUCUCUUUCAGUAUCUUCCUUUAUUCCCUCGUAAAUCUUCCAGUUAUCCCCUCAGGGAAAGAUUCAUUGUGCUAUUAUUAUUUUGUUUUCUCUCACGCAGCUCACAGAAAAGCAAAACAAAGAGGGAUAAAUACAGCGCGAUACGAGAUUGAUAUGAUUUGCUAUUAUUUCUAGACGAAAUUCUUGGAAAAUUUCCCCCGGUGAAGAAAUCCACGGAUUGGCUAAGGAUUUAAUCAAACAAAAAUAAUGAUAAACCUCACACUCGUUAAUUACUGCGCUUUUUAAACUUGUAUCGUGUAUAAUAUGUCGUAAUGAUUUUCAAUUAAUUUUCGACUUUGGAAAGUAAACUGGGUGUUCAUUUUCACACCUGAUAUCGUACAGAAAAAAAAAACUAAAAAAACCCAAAAUAAUAGAUGGUGGUGGAAAGAUAAUGUAAGCGACCUUAAGCUCAAAGAAUAAUUUCAGCCUCAUUUUCGGAUGACAUCAGAAGAAUAAACAAUUCUUAUCCAAAAGGUUGAAGAAUCAUUCGGAACUAUCACUUGUUGGAUAUGAUUGGUGUUCUUGUGGCUGAAAUUUUUUUAUUACUGAGCGUUCGGGAAGGAGAACAAGUUGCAUUUGUUCGUCUUCUCCCCUAUCCACUAAGGCCCCACUUACUCCGAUUAUCGUGCCGACUGCCCACGAGGAAUCCACAUAAAUCUCAUUUUCAAAAAAA
Molecule: messenger RNA, 1850 nt
Organism: Fopius arisanus
Lineage: Eukaryota; Metazoa; Arthropoda; Insecta; Hymenoptera; Braconidae
Product: golgin subfamily A member 7
Exons: 3
Coding region: 264-719 (151 amino acids)
Biological process (GO): protein targeting to membrane; peptidyl-L-cysteine S-palmitoylation
Cellular component (GO): palmitoyltransferase complex
Source: RefSeq, a predicted model, not a curated record